GCUUCUUGGAUGAGCUGAAGGAAGCUGCUAACUAGGGACCUGGCGAGGUGUUUAAAUACUGGAGGAGCCGCGCUGGCCCAGUCAGGUUUUGUAUGCAGUUCGGGAAGAAAGUGGGAAAGAGAGAGAAGCACCUAAGAAAGACAGGAAGGCAGAGGCUUCUUGUCAUUUGUGUGGCUGAAUUUCGAAGAGCGAUGGUCGGAGUGUGUGUGGUGGGGGUAUUAGCCACUCCAUCCUUCCCUUGACUGAGACCUUGUACGACACCUGGACCUUCAGGGUGGGUUCUCCUUGGCCUCCUCCCCCCUCACAACCUGUCUGCUGCCCUUUAAAAAAAAGAGAGAGACGGCAAUACAACACAAACAUCUUUGGGACGCCACAGCAAUCGUUAUUGAACACCCGAACACAAAAGUAAUCUGUGAGGUGUGCUUUAAAGAAAGAGACAAGCUGAAAACUUGAAGACGUAUUUAGAAAUAGAGAUACAAAUAGAUAUACUAUUUUCUGGUGGGAGAUCUCCUUUGAGCCAAGGAGAAGAGCUACAAAGCAGCCACUGUGCUUUCUGAACGGCCUCCCCCUGUAUCGCUUAAUUGAGAAGGUAUACAAAUGCUCUCAGUCCAGCCAGACACCAAGCCGAAAGGUUGUGCUGGCUGCAACCGAAAGAUCAAGGACCGGUAUCUGCUAAAGGCAUUGGACAAAUACUGGCAUGAGGACUGCCUGAAGUGUGCCUGCUGUGACUGCCGUUUGGGAGAAGUGGGUUCUACCCUGUACACAAAAGCUAACCUUAUCCUUUGUCGCAGAGACUAUCUGAGGCUCUUCGGAGUAACAGGAAACUGUGCUGCUUGUAGUAAGCUCAUCCCUGCCUUUGAGAUGGUGAUGCGCGCUAAGGACAAUGUUUACCACCUCGACUGCUUUGCAUGUCAGCUUUGUAAUCAGAGAUUUUGUGUUGGAGAUAAAUUUUUCCUAAAGAAUAACAUGAUCCUUUGCCAGACGGACUACGAGGAAGGUUUAAUGAAAGAAGGUUAUGCACCCCAGGUUCGCUGAUCUAUCAACAUCACCCCAUUAAGAAUACAAAGCACUACAUUCUUUUAUCUUUUUUUUGCUCCACGUGUAUAUACGAAUUGACACGGGAACCAACUGAAUAGCGUAGAUAUAGGAAAGCAGGAUGGUUAUGGAAUAAAAGGCGGACUGCAUCUGUAUGUAGUGAAAUUGCCCCAGUUCAGAGUUGAAUGUUUAUUAUUAAAGAAAAAAGUAAUGUACAUAUUGCUGGAUUUUUUUGCUUGCUAUUCGUUUUUUUGUGUCACUUGGCAUGAGAUGUUUAUUUUGGACUAUUGUAUAUAAUGUAUUGUAAUAUUUGAAGCACAAAUGUAAUACAGUUUUAUUGUGUUACCAUUUGUGUUCUGUUUGCUUCUUUGUAUUGUUGCAUUUAGUACAAUCAGUGUUUAAACUUACUGUAUAUUUAUGCUUUCUGUAUCUACCAGCUAUUUUAAAUGAGCUGUAACUUUCUAGUAAAGAAUUGAAGAUCAAAUCUCAC
Messenger RNA from Bubalus bubalis (water buffalo), 1525 nucleotides. It is a transcript of the gene LMO3, whose product is annotated as LIM domain only 3. Gene Ontology annotation, molecular function: transcription coactivator activity; DNA-binding transcription factor binding. NCBI's taxonomy places the organism in Eukaryota, Metazoa, Chordata, Mammalia, Artiodactyla, Bovidae. The coding region runs from base 598 to 1035 and encodes 145 amino acids. The record is from RefSeq and is a predicted model, not a curated record. The transcript has 5 exons. Gene Ontology annotation, cellular component: nucleus. Gene Ontology annotation, biological process: positive regulation of transcription by RNA polymerase II.